This is a messenger RNA of Alligator sinensis (Chinese alligator), 411 nucleotides long. RefSeq names its product killer cell lectin-like receptor subfamily B member 1B allele B. The record is from RefSeq and is a predicted model, not a curated record. NCBI's taxonomy places the organism in Eukaryota, Metazoa, Chordata, Crocodylia, Alligatoridae. The transcript is spliced from 4 exons.
AUGAAUAUGACGAACGAGAUACCCUGUGGCUGCAAACUCUGCCUCAUGGACUGGUGGCUGCAUGGGGACAAGUGCUACUGGGUCUCCACAAAAUAUAAAAUCUGGAGUGAGAGCCUUGAGGACUGUGCAGCCAGGAGCUUCUAGCUGCUACUAAUCCAGGACAAGGUGGAGUUGGAGUCCAUGAAGGGGCUGACACCAGCUCUCACACACUUCUGGAUUGGCCUGUCCGUGCCCUCCCUGGAGAAGGGCUGGACCUGGCUGAACGACCCCCAGCUUCAUACAGCCCUGCUGCCAGUACCCAGCCUGGCAGAGGACAAGGUCUGUGGAGCAGUGAGAGGGGAUCAAAUUCAAUCUGAACUCUGCAACACAGAAUUUAAGUGGAUUUGCCAGAAAGACGCCAACCUGAUCUGA